Molecule: messenger RNA, 6599 nt
Organism: Brassica oleracea var. oleracea
Lineage: Eukaryota; Viridiplantae; Streptophyta; Magnoliopsida; Brassicales; Brassicaceae
Product: chromatin modification-related protein EAF1 A-like
Exons: 22
Coding region: 297-5885 (1862 amino acids)
Cellular component (GO): NuA4 histone acetyltransferase complex
Source: RefSeq, a predicted model, not a curated record
UCAGCAAGAACAACCCCAAAAAAAAAAAAAAAAAAAAUUCUCCCGAGAGGGAAACCAAAAUUGAAAAGAGGAAAUUCAUGGAGAAGCUUCUUGUUUCCCUGAGAAAUCGAUUUCUUCUUCGAAUUGAAGCUUAAACAAAGGGUCUGUUCAUUCUUCAGGGAAACCCUAGGAGAGAGAGAGAGAGAAGAAGCUAAUUUUAGAUUGGUGAUUGCCCGAGAGUUCUGUGCCCUAGCUUUUUGCCUCACGUCAAAAUUCAGUUAAGGUGUUGAAGUAAUGGGACAUCAUCCAAGGUGGUGAUGCAUGGAAGCGUUUCGGGGUAUGUUCUAGUAAAUGCUGAGGUUGAUUCCAUGGGAGGAGUUAUCGAUAGUGGAGGUGGUGGUAUUGGUCUCAAAACGUCUCCCACUGCUAUUGAGAAGGCUCAAGCGGAGUUAAGGCAAGAGUAUGAUGUCCGGGAGGAAAGAAGGAGAGAGUUGGAGUUUCUCGAGAAAGGAGGUAAUCCCUUGGAUUUCAAGUUUGGUGUUGCAACUUCACUUAGCUUCCAGUCUACAUCACUCACAGAUCAGCAAGCAGAGCAUUUUCUAAACAGUGAAGUCAAGGAUAGUUUUGCUAUGACUGCCUCACCACAUGGAGACUCCGCGGAGAGUAGUGGUAGACCCGCAGUUCCUACAGUUUCUGAACCCAAUACAGCGGAUAAUCUUUUACUGUUUGAUUCUGGAAACAAGUCAGUUGAGGGAGAACACAGUUCGAAAUAUCCUAAUAGGCAAAACAGGACGUCAGAGUCAGAACGGUCUUCCAAAGCGAACACCAACCAGGAUACCAAAGAAACAGAGGAUUCUGCCAUCUUUCGACCGUAUGCUCGUAGGAACAGAACAAAGAUAAAUCGGGAUCCAGCACGGUCAAGUUCUAUGGAUUUGAUUCAGAACCGUGGUGGUCUUGCAACGUCUCUCUCUGCUCGCAGAGGAUCAGUUGACGGAAAGGGUUGUAUUCCUGACGCAGCCAAUCAAAAGGAUAAGCAAACAACCUCUGUGUCUUGUCCAGUAUUUGGAAAUUCAAAUGGUACCAUUGUUCCGACAAAUGUAGCUCCUACCAAUCUGCUGAAUACCAAGGUGGAUGGUGAACCUAUCGUACGAGAGAGUGCUGCUGUAUCCAGAACUAGUCUGAUGAAAGAUGAAGCAGACAUUACAUGUAGAAAAAGCUCCGCAGAUUUGCCUUUUGAAGAGGCUGGGAAAAAGGCAGACCUAGUUUUGAAUAGUACAGAGAUUGGUUCUCCCAAAGCUGCAGUAAUAGCUGGCCAGAAAAAUAAUUAUACCCAAUCGAAUGAGCUAGGAGAUUCUACCGGAGAAAAAGAAAGUUUGACAGAUAGAGGAGCUGCAGGGACAAAAGGGUUAGAGCCUUCUCGUGCUAACAAGUUAGAAGUAGAUGUAGAUACUGAAAGAGGUCUUUAUAGAGUGGACAAACUGGACUCAGAUGAAAACUCUGUGCAGAAGGCUUCAAGAGUAGAGGGGUUGCUUAAUCAUACAGUUGGUGAACUGAUGAUUGAGGAUGAGACGGGUCGAUCUACCACCAUUACUGGUGAGUGCAGCCCUACGCGUGAACUGCAGAUAAAUUCGGUUAAAAUUGAAAAUGAAAACUACAGAAGUACACCUGAGCUUCAAAAUGAAGAGAAAUAUUCUGACACUGAGAAUGGCAAGGAAGGUGGUAGUGUUUUAGCUAACAAUCCUAGUAGCUCCUUGCACCCUGCAAUACCUCAGGCAUCUGUAGACGCAAAUUCCAGCGUGGUUGGUAAUAAUGUAUUGUCAGGAACUGACGUUGAAGCAUUAAAACAUCAGCCUAGCUCAGAUGGAGGCUCAAAGGUCUUAGAUAAUGUGAAGGAAGACUCUAUUCUUGAGGAGGCACGAAUUAUACAGUUAAAGAGAAGAAGAAUUGCCGAGUUAUCUUGUGGUACUGCACCACUGGAGGUUCGUGAGAAAUGUCAAUGGGAUUUUGUCCUCGAAGAAAUGGCAUGGCUGGCAAAUGAUUUUGCGCAGGAGCGUCUUUGGAAGAUGACUGCUGCUGCACAAAUUUGCCAUCGACUUGCUUUGACUUCUCAGUUGAGAUUGGAGAAACAAAUUCAGUACAGAAAGCUGAAAAAUAUAGCUUCAAUCCUAUCUAAUGCUGUCUUGGAAUUCUGGAGCUCUGUGGAGGUUCCUAGGGAGCUGGAGGAGACAAACUUGAGAAAUAAUAAGGAGACGAGCCAAGAAUCUAAUUGUGAUAGUGGCAGAAAAUGUUUUGCUGCGGGUGUCAGGGAGUAUGCAAGUAGAUUCUUGAAGUAUAACAACUCUUCUGUUCCCUAUCAUUCAGCUGCACCAUCGACACCCGACCACGUGUGUGGCCCAGAAAUAUUGGAUGUAUCUCUUGCUGAUCAUCAGCUAACAGAAGAAAGCCUAUUUUAUUCAGUUCCAUCGGGUGCAAUGAAGGUGUACCAAAUAUCUAUUGAGACCCAUCUCGCACGCUGUGAGAAGUAUGGAAACAGCAUGAAGGAGGAGGUUGAUACAUCAGGCUAUGAUGCUGCUGGAGAUAUAGAAUACGAUGUCACAGCGUUUGAUGAGGAUGAAGGAGAAACGAGUGCCUAUUAUCUUCCUAGAGCUUUCGAGUGCAGCAAAUCAUUUAAUUUGAGCCACAAAAAAAGGAAGAAUUUGAUGAAGUCACAUUCUGCCCGGUCUUAUGAUCUUGGAGCUGAUUAUGUAAACUACACAGGUGGGUCUAACUCAUCCAAUUUGAUGGCGAAAAGGCCUGGUAGUAAUAUAAAUGCCGGCUCAGUUCCGACGCGCGUGCGCACUGCUUCCAGGCCGAGGAUUGUGGGUUCAUUUGGAUAUGCUACUGCUGGGAGCUUACCAGUGCCGUCAAAGACAGAUGCAUCUAGUGGGGAUACUGGUUUUUUUCAGGAUGAGCAAAGUAGUUUGCCUGGUGGAUCAGCAUUUCAAAAAGGCACAGAGGUUGAAUCAAGUGGUACCUUUGAGAAGCAGCUACCUUAUGACAUGGCUGAAACGUCAGGAAAACCUAAAAAGAAGAAGAAGAUUCAUCUGGGGUCUGCUUAUGACCAAACCUGGCAUCUCGAUUCAUCAGUCCAUGCUGAACAGGUGAUUUCAUUGAAGGACCACUGGAAGAAGCGACCAGAGAAUCAUUUCGAUACGAAUGGUCUGUACGGUCAUCAUGCAAAGAAGCAAAAGACCACCACGCAAUUGGUUGAGAACAAUUUUGAUGGGGCCAUGGGUCUCACUGGAUCAAUUCCUUCUCCGGCAGCUUCCCAGAUGAGCAAUAUGUCCAACUCCAACAAAUGUAUCAAAUUUAUUGGAAGUCGUGAUAGGGCCAGAAAAAUAAAAGGCCUCAAGAUUUCUUCCAGCCAGCAUGGCUCUGGAACUACUUGGUCACUAUUUGAGGAUCAGGCGCUUGUUGUCUUGGUGCAUGACAUGGGCCCUAACUGGGAGCUCAUCAGUGAUGCAAUGAAUAGCGCUCUCAAAAUUAAGUGUAUAUAUCGUAAUCCGAUUGAGUGCAAGGAGCGGCAUAAGAUUCUGAUGGACAAGACUGCGAGUGAUGGGGCUGAUAGUGCUGAAGAUUCGGGGACUUCACAGUCUUAUCCAUCCACUUUGCCUGGCAUCCCGAAGGGAAGUGCAAGACAGUUGUUUCAGCGACUGCAAGGGCCAAUGGAGGAAGAUACCCUAAAAUCCCAUUUUGAGAAGAUUUGUUUAAUUGGGAAGAAGUUACACUGUAGAAAGACACAGAAUGAUGGUCGGGAUUCAAAGCAGAUAGUACCAGUUCACAAUUCACAAGUCAUGGCUCUUUCUCAAGUAUUCCCGAAUAAUCUGAAUGGAGGUGUUCUAACGCCCCUUGAUCUCUGUGAUGCGUCAACUUCAGGUCAAGAUUUAUUUUCACUUGAAAGGCCAGGUUCACAUCCGGGUCUUCCAAUGUUGAAUCAAGGGACGCCAGUGCUCCCUUCUUCUGGAGCCACUCCAUCCACUUCUGGAUCAUCUGGUGUGGUUCCGGGUAACAAUUUACCAACCAUACCUGGUCUACACAGUGCUUCUCCAAGGGAUGGUAGAUUCAACGUUCCUGGAGGAUCUUUGCCACUUGAUGAACAACACAGACUCCAACGGUUUAAUCAGAUGUCAUCGGGUAAAAACCUGCAGCAGAAUUCUAUAUCAACUCAUGGAGCUGUCUCCGGAUCCGGACAUUGCGUGGUUCCUGGUGUAAACACCAUGGGUGUAAGUGGAACGAACAGGGGCACACCCAUGUCGAGGUCUGGCUUUCAAGGGAUUGGCUCACCAGCAAUGCCAAAUACUGUUAGCAUGAUGUCCUCUGGUAUGGUGGGAAUUUCAAACACUGGUAAUAUUAACUCUGGAAGAGGAGCUUCUCCAAGAAACUCCAUGGUCAGGCCGCCUCGUGAAGCCGUUCAGCAUAUGAUGCGGGCUGCUCAAGGGAACAGUCAGCGGAUCCCAGCUUUCGGUAGUUUGAGUUCUGGAUUUACCAACAACCAGACAACUUCUGUUCAGUCGUACCCAGGCCAUGUUUCCCAGCAGCAUCAGAUGCCACAGCAGUCGCAUGUUCUUGGCAACUCGCAUAAUCCUCAGCUCCAAAGCCCAAGCCUAAGUCAUGCCACUGGGGCACAGCAAGACGGAUUUGCUCUCCGUCAAAGGCAAAUGCACCAGAGGUAUAUGCAACAGCAACAGCAACAGCAGCUUGCAGCAUCUAAUACUACUGUGCCACAUGGACAACAACAACCUCAGGGAACUUCUAUUUCUCCUCCUCCACAAAAAAGUCCUCAGACUCAACCACCUGUUUCGCCUCAGCCAUUACCAAUCCCUCCAGUGUCUACCUCUCCUAAUAGUGCUAUGGCCCAACAGAACCCUCAAAAAUCUCAGUUGCCGCUUCAUGGUCUUGGUAGGAAUCCUCAGUCUGGUGCUCUUGGAAUGAACAACCAAUCUGGAAAACAACGGCAGCGGCAACACCACCAGCAAUCUGGAAGACAACAUCCACACCAGCGACAGCCAACGCAAGGUCAACAGCCGAGUAAACAAUCAAAGGGGAUGGGUAGAGGAAACAUGAUCCAUCAGAACAUCACUGUUGAUCAGUCACACCUGAAUGGUUUCACCAUGCCCCCAUCAAGUCAGGGUACCGAAAAAGGAGAGGCAGUGGUUCCAGUUAGGUCUGAUCAGCAACUGCCAAAAGCAUUUCCUGGAGCUACAUCUCCGUCCCAACAACAACAACAAGUACAGUUACCUUCAGACGAUUGCAUUCAAGGCCAGAGCUCACCUGCGGUCUCUUGUCCGUCAAUUUCACCGGCAGUUGCACCUUCCAACCAUCAGCAUUUAUUGCUACACCAAAAGCAGCGCCAGGUGCAGCCAACAGCUCAGCGAAUUGUUCAUCAGAAUCAUCUAGGGAACUCUGAUUUAUCAAGGAAGUCCCAAGCUGAGUUUGUGCCACGUGUUCCGCAGUCUGUCACCAAUACCACUAGUAGUAUGAGUACGAGCAAGGGUAUGCCUGAAGUGAGUGAUGAUUCGAAAAAAGUUAAAGCAGUUGGUUCUACUGCUGUGCCUUCUCCAAAUGCAUUGGAACCUCCAUCAAAUGCCGCCUCUGUGCAAAGCGCUGCUCCUAAAGUAGUAAACAGUUCUAAUACAGAUUUAGCUUGUAGUAAGAAGCAUUUGCCUGCUGGCGUACCUUGUCAGGAGCUCAAGGGCGUAAUACAGAGACAGCCAUCCCUACCUUCAGUAGAACAGAGACGACCAAAGUUGCCAGAGCAGCUGACUGUACAAAAUCAGAAACAUGUUGCUUCUGAUCAUCAGCCUCCUCAACUAGAAGAAGCACAAAAACUACCGUCUCCCAAACCUCCUGAGACAAAAGUGGAAUGAGAGGCACAUCAGAUGAAAAACCUAGAACCUCGAGUAGUUGUAAAUCCUGCAAAGGGUUAUGCUGGCCCUUACCGACGGCCAUGUACAGGUACUCAGAAACUGGUUUGUACAGAGUCGGAUCCUCACUGUGGCAUUAAACAUCAUCAAGUGGGUGGUCUUUGGAUUUGGCUGAGAUGGUGUAUAACUUAAACAUUGUUUUGGUCCAGCCAAAGUAGAUUGUAAACUCUGCAGGUUGAGUUUGCAUAUUCGAUGAGGGCAGAGGAAGAUAAACGGGGAAAGAAGGUGGAUAGAUAGUAGAUUCAUGAUGGUCUUUUUGACAUCUUUUGAACACAAGGGAGAAAAGGUAUUAUGUAUGUAAAUUACCACCGCAUCAUAGAGUGAAGUCCCUUCUUCUUGCUUCUCAUCUCUUGGUUUGGGAGAGUGGAAACAGUUUAUAAUGUUUUGUAUAGAAGUCUGCUCUUCCACCCACUCUUUUUUUUUUUUGUUUCCUCAUCAUGUGGCAUAUAUUUAGGGCCUUUAGAAGCCUUUUCUUUUUGUUUGUUCCUUUCUAAUUUCUACUCUUGUGGGUUUAGGUUAGUUUAAUUUAAAUGUAUUAUUGUUGUUCUUUCUUUUUAUGGUUAAAUGGGAAAGCAAACAAAAGAGACCAUAUGUUUCCAAGCUGCCAUGACAUUGGAUUACAUAUGCAUAUCUUGAUUAGACCAGCACAAAAUGUUA